CAGAGGAAGCUUCUGCGAGACCGCCGCUUCGGAACAAGAGCAGCAGCCAUGCCGUCCUCCACCCCAGCGGCCAAUGUGGCGGGCUGCAGCCUGCUGCUGCUGUUGAUGUUUGCCCUGGCGGCCUCGUCUCUGAUUGAGAAGCGCUCACGGCUCUGCGGACCGUACCUGGUGGAAACCCUGGCGUCCCUGUGCGGAGGCGUGUACUAUGACCCUUCCCAGAAGAGGCACAUCGGCCGCCAACAGAUGACGUUGCAGCCCAUGUUGCCCCCUUGGGUGAUGGAGCCUCGUCUGGGUUUCCUGGAUGCUAAGACGGCACUGCAGUUCCUACGGCCUUCCAGUCACCGCCAGGUGCGAGGCAUCAUCGAGGAAUGCUGCCACAAGCCCUGCGGCGUUCCUGAGCUGCUGUCCUACUGCGGACGCGACCGGUCCGCUAGCACAGACGAGUGAAGCGAAGGGUGCGCUCACGAAACUAUGCCCCGAACGACGCGCGCGAAAGUAAGCGACACAAACACCGCGUUCUGUUGCGGCUUCGCAAGCACUCUA
Molecule: messenger RNA, 543 nt
Organism: Rhipicephalus sanguineus (brown dog tick)
Lineage: Eukaryota; Metazoa; Arthropoda; Arachnida; Ixodida; Ixodidae
Product: insulin
Exons: 3
Coding region: 49-447 (132 amino acids)
Cellular component (GO): extracellular region
Molecular function (GO): hormone activity
Source: RefSeq, a predicted model, not a curated record